GCGACGGCGCAGGCGUCUCCUCUCCAGCGACGUGCCUCCACCCCCUGUCGGCGCAGUGGCCCUUUCAGGCCUCUGAGGGGCGCGGGGACGGUGGAGCAUGAGGCUGUCUCUCGCUACCGCCGUGUCCCACGGCCGCGUCUACCGCCGCCUGGGCCUCGGACCCGAGUCCCGCAUCCACCUGCUACGGAACCUGCUCACCGGCCUGGUGCGCCACGAGCGCAUCGAGGCGUCAUGGGCGCGCGUAGACGAGAUGAGGGGCUACGCGGAGAAGCUUAUCGACUAUGGAAAGCUAGGAGACACCAACGAACGAGCCAUGCGCAUGGCUGACUUCUGGCUCACGGAAAAGGACUUGAUCCCAAAGCUGUUUAAAGUACUAGCCCCUCGGUUCCAGGGUCAGAAUGGGGACUACACAAGAAUGGUACAGAUCCCAAACCGGAAUGAACAGGAUCGAGCCAAGAUGGCAGUGAUUGAAUAUAAAGGGAACUGCCUCCCACCCCUGCCGCUGCCUCACAGAGACAGUAACCUUACACUUCUGAACCAGCUGCUACAGGGACUACGGCAGGACCUCCAUCACAGCCAGCAAGCAAGCCUCCAGAGCUCCCAUGAGGUUCAGACACCAAAGGCUUAACUGGAGCUGCAGAGCACUGUGAUCAUAGGCCUUUGCAGCUCUUGGAAUGAGAGAAGUGGAAUUUUAAAAUGGACAGUCUUAAUGGGGCCCAGACCUUUCUGUGGGGUCAAAUGGCCCUCUCUUUGCACAGUAGAUAAAAUCCUUUAUGUAAAAACAUGUAAACUGACUUUCUUUUCUUACCCUAGGAUUUCUGUAAAGUGAGAAGCAUCCAAAUGCUCAGUCUGCCUGGGAUAGUAAAUUCAUGGCUUAUGUUUCUUA
This is a messenger RNA of Nannospalax galili (Upper Galilee mountains blind mole rat), 886 nucleotides long. RefSeq names its product mitochondrial ribosomal protein L17 (gene Mrpl17). Gene Ontology annotation, molecular function: structural constituent of ribosome. The coding region runs from base 98 to 628 and encodes 176 amino acids. The transcript is spliced from 3 exons. Lineage: Eukaryota; Metazoa; Chordata; Mammalia; Rodentia; Spalacidae. Gene Ontology annotation, cellular component: ribosome; mitochondrial large ribosomal subunit. Gene Ontology annotation, biological process: translation. The record is from RefSeq and is a predicted model, not a curated record.